Hermetia illucens (black soldier fly) is the source of this 3201-nucleotide messenger RNA. RefSeq names its product tubulin glycylase 3A-like. Gene Ontology annotation, molecular function: protein-glycine ligase activity, initiating. NCBI's taxonomy places the organism in Eukaryota, Metazoa, Arthropoda, Insecta, Diptera, Stratiomyidae. Gene Ontology annotation, biological process: cilium assembly; cilium movement; protein polyglycylation. Gene Ontology annotation, cellular component: cilium. The record is from RefSeq and is a predicted model, not a curated record. The transcript has 3 exons. Bases 121 to 3201 code for a protein of 1026 amino acids.
GGCAUGGGGUUCAACCCCACAUUAUCUGUAGGGAAACCACAAAUUCGGAUACCUCAAACAACCAAUGCUGAAGAACAUUUGUAUCUAUCUUCCGCCGUUUAAAUAUGUGAAAAAUAUAAAAUGCUAUCUAAGAGAACUCAGUCUAAAUCUAAAUCUACGUCGAAGCUCUCCGAAGUCCAUAAAGUCGAGGAAAAAUUCUCUAGAAGUUGCUCAACCACUCGUAGAUCAAACGAUGUGAAGGAGAAGCUGAAAAAUCUAGUAAGCAAAACUAAUGACCCUCCCUCGGACCCAGAACCUGAACAGUCCGAUCUGUCAAAUCGUCCUGACAUUCCGGAGGUCCUUCGCAAGCAAGGGACAAGCACGAAUUGUUCCAACAGUGCUGAUAACGACUGUCCAUGCAACACCCUGGAAGCUGUUGAACAGGUCUCAAAACAAAUAUCCUACUCGGAUCGACGAAACUGGAUUUCCGUUGACCGACUAAAUGAGCUCCGAAAAAAAGCCCAUGAAGGAAUUAAAAAUCACAGGAUUUUCACCAUUCGAGGAUGCUUCUUUUCAGUACGAAACGCCCUAGCCGCAAGAGGAUGGGUGGAAAAAUUGGAUGUACAUCGAAAAUACGGAAUCAUGGGAAUGUCUCAAGUUACUUACGAGGACCUGGCUCAAAACCUCCCUAAAAGACGACCGGGCGAAUCGCGUCGUCAGUAUCUAAUAAAAUGUGAACGCAACAUAAUGUCAAGGUUUCUGGAGCAUGUUCCCAUUGAUUUUCUAUGGACGGCACGAAGGGAGAAAUGUGAUUGGAUCGAUCAAGCGAAGAAUCCUUCCAUGAUAAUCAACAGAUUUCACAGAGCCCCGUUUACAUCCAAGGAAGGUCUAUGUACUCAGCUACGUGAUUUUCACUGGUUCUUUGAGGAUGGUGUUUCAGAGAUGUUUUUUCCUCGCUGCUACAAUGUCUGGAGUCCAGAGGAACUUACUGAGUUCAUAGAAAACUUCCGUAUGACCGCCUGUAUAGGUUUCCUCAAAUACAUCGUUGAAAAAUAUCGAACUUCAAAUUGGGACGCGGUAUUUGCUCAAACGGCAAAGAUUCCUUUUUCCGCCAUUGACUUUGCAUUCAAACGCUGCAACGAGUUCCUGGAUGCAUGCAAUCAUACUGACAUUGAUACGGAGGAUCAAAUCCGUAUUUGGGAGCAUGACUGGGAUGCCUUUUUGACUAAUCACUUUUUGUUGACUCAUGAACAGGGUCGGAUACAAGUAGAUCCGCGAAAGUCCUGUGAUGGUUUGAUCAAGAGUGCGGAGAAACUUUUGCUGGAAAUCAAGGCAUUCUGGCCUCAGUACAAUUUGGAUGGUUGCUUGAACAUUUGGAUAGUCAAGCCAGCAAAUAAGUGUCGGGGAAGAGGAAUAAUUUUAAUGAAUAACAUCAAAAAGAUUUUGAAUAUGGUGAAUCCGCCGAUAGCUACAAAGUCCAGAUACGUUGUGCAGAAAUACCUUGAACGACCACUAAUUAUCCACAACACCAAAUUCGACAUACGCCAAUGGUUUCUUGUGAGCAGUGUACAACCACUGAUAAUUUGGAUGUACAAAGAAAGUUAUCUCCGCUUCAGUUCGCAAGAAUACAAUCUCCUCAACUACCACGAAUCAGUGCAUCUUACAAAUCAUGCGGUGCAGAAGAAAUAUCGCAACGGAAAGCGAGAUGAAAGACUUCCCACCGAGAACAUGUGGGACUGCUACACCUUCCAAACUUACCUGCGCCAAAUUGGUCAAUAUGAUAUGUGGGCUGACCGCAUUUAUCCGGGAAUGCAACAUGCAAUAGUUGGCGCUAUGCUGGCGUCACAGGACAAUAUGGAUAGAAGGGUCAACAACUUUGAAUUGUUCGGAGCCGACUUUAUGAUUUGCGAGGAUUUCUAUCCGUGGUUGAUUGAGAUCAACUCUAGCCCGGAUCUAGGAGCUACGACAAGCGUUACUGCAAGGAUGUGUCCCCAAUGCUUGGAGGAUACGAUUAAAGUUAUGAUCGAUCGAAAGCUUGACGUGAAUGCCGACACAGGUAACUUCGAGAUGAUAUAUCGACAAUCACUACCACCGGUACCCGCGUACAUGGGACUAAAUCUGUUCCUCAAGGGAAAGCAGAUACUUCCUAAGUGUUCAACUGUGAAGAAAGAACGAUUGAUGGGAUCAGUAGCAACUUACAUUUCUACGUGCCAUUACAGGAAUGCAACUCCAAGUCAACCGAACCCCAACUUGGUUCCAAUGCCUACGUAUAGGCCUAAUUUCGAAUUAGACAUAGAUAGAACGCCAAUAAAGAAAGCUACAGUUAUAGAUGACCUUCUCGACAACUUACUUCCUAUUGAAGCUAAGCGAGCUCUAACUGAUGGGAAUCUGCGUCCUUUUGGAAAUAAGAGUCCUUUGAUUUCGACAUUAGUCCAAAAUGGAAAACUUUUACGAUCUGCUACGUCCCCCUCCAUACGCUCAGAUAUAGCCAUGCCAGUAACUGCACUCGCUCGACCUUACACACAAAACUCACUGAGCUCCGUAAGUGCAAAUCUAUUAGAGAAGAAGCAAGGAUCAAGGCAUACUGAACUUCGACCAACCCCAAUCCAUCCUUACAGCAAAAGAUACUUCAGUUGCGGACCGCGGAUACAAGUGAUUUGUAGCCAACCAGAGGAAGCCCCUUGUGAUAUUAAGAAACUACAAGUAAGAAAUUCAGAUCCAGGAACAAUAGAUGAAAGUAAACUGUUUGCACAGAAACUGAACAAUAACCAAGAAAACCAAGGAAAUCGUUUAAAGGACACUUUGUCCAAACAAAAUGCUGUCGUAGAUCGCCUGUAUAAAUCGAAAUCCGCAAAAGUAGAACAAAAUUUAAAAAAUCUGUCAAGAAAAAAAGGAUGCACCGUGACUCCCACUCCGUCAUCCUCAAAUAGUGUUAGAAGAAAUUCAUGUUCUCGCAAACAAGCAACUGGUAAUGGUGCUGACAACGUAACAAAACUGUCAAAACUCACCCCUUCAAAAACGAUAAUGGACGACUAUACUUCUUCCCCGUUUUACGCUGUUGGGAUGAGCCUACGAGCAUGGAAAUCCCGUCAAAAUAAAUCCAAGAAAUCUUCUAACCAAUCCGCCAAUACUACUUCGAAUUUUAGGAGUCGGAGAAGUUCAGGUGUCACAAAAAGCCGACAACUGGGAAAAAUGAGAGAGAAAAAUGCUGCUGAAGGUUGA